AUGGAUUAUGACGAAACGGUGAAUCUAGAAGAGCAAUUCUACCAGGUUGGUUUUGAAGAAGGUAGGAGGGAAAACCUUGAACAUAAUUUAAUAGAAGGCAAGCAAUACGGUUUGCAAGUUGGGUUUCAGAGGUUUCUCUUCCUAGGACUUGUCCAGGGUGUUUGCAAUAGUCUUAAAGCACUUAAACUAAGCCCAUCUAUCGAGAAAAAUGUCAACCUUAUGCUGGAACUCAUAGAUGAAAUUCCAAUGGGCAACGAAAACGCCAGUGUUGAGAUAUACGAGAGAAAUAUGGUGAAAUUAAAAAACAAAUUCAGGUUACUGCUGAUGGUGCUUAGCAAACACUGGAAGGACUUGGCUCCAUAUUCUUCCGCCAAAUUAACCUAUGAACAGCUUGAGAAAAUUACAAAAAUUGUGGCAGGCGAGCUGAACAGCUAUGUAGAAGACGACGACGGUACAGACUCGUCAGCUAGAACCCAACCAGACACUUGGUAG
Lachancea nothofagi CBS 11611 is the source of this 492-nucleotide messenger RNA. Lineage: Eukaryota; Fungi; Ascomycota; Saccharomycetes; Saccharomycetales; Saccharomycetaceae. The record is from the annotation of a GenBank genome assembly.